Penicillium diatomitis is the source of this 948-nucleotide messenger RNA. Its product is annotated as putative Ras family GTPase (Rab4b). Gene Ontology annotation, cellular component: endosome. Gene Ontology annotation, biological process: regulation of endocytosis. The transcript is spliced from 3 exons. Lineage: Eukaryota; Fungi; Ascomycota; Eurotiomycetes; Eurotiales; Aspergillaceae. The record is from RefSeq and is a predicted model, not a curated record. Gene Ontology annotation, molecular function: GTP binding; GTPase activity. The coding region runs from base 1 to 948 and encodes 315 amino acids.
AUGUAUGAUUACCUAGCCAAGGUGAUCUUACUUGGUCCCAGUGGUGCAGGCAAAUCGUGCGUGCUCCAUCGUUUCGUAAAGAAUGAAUGGCGCGUCCUUUCAUCCCAAACCAUCGGCGUCGAAUUCGCCUCUCGCAUCGUCAAACUCGGCACUGGUUCUCGCCGUCGUCGCAUCAAGCUGCAGCUCUGGGAUACCGCCGGGACCGAACGCUUUCGAUCCGUCUCCCGCUCCUAUUAUCGCGGCGCCGCUGGCGCCAUCCUCGUCUACGAUGUCUCCUCUUACGCCUCCUUUGCCGCACUUCCGACUUUUCUCAUGGAUGCGCGCGCCUUGGCAUCUCCCAAUUUGACCGUCUUGCUCGCGGGGAAUAAAGCAGAUCUUGCAGAUUCCACAGAUUACCACGACGAUGCGCAUCGCGCCCCGCCAACGCCGUCCAGUACCUCGAGUAAACAGUCUUCGUAUCCCUUUGACAUGACGGGCUCGGUGCGCUCUACCUCGACGGCGAAUUACCUGGGGCCGGGGACGAGGAUGACGGCUUCGUUUGCGGAGGGUCGGGAGGUGAGCAAGGAGGAUACGGCACGCUGGGCGGCGCAGUCGAAUAUCCCUGUUGCGGUGGAGAUUUCUGCUCUGACAGGGGACGGGGUCGAAGAGGUCUUUCAGCGACUGGCGCGCAUCAUUUUGACCAAGAUCGAGCUGGGUGAGAUUGACCCGGAUGAUCCGCAGAGUGGGAUUCAGUACGGGGAUGGAGGAAUGUAUGGAGGGGGCCACGGUGCGAGUGAAGCGUCGAGUAUUCGCAGUCGGACGACGAUCGACGAGAAUUCGAUUGCGAUGCAUCGAUCGUCAAGGCGGCGGGGGAGACCAACUUCGAGUUGGAAGGGUGGAAUGAGAGAGUGGGAAGAUGUGUUUCGAUUAAAUGGUUCUUCGUCAAAGAGGAAUCGGGGGUGUUGUUGA